Pseudo-nitzschia multistriata is the source of this 3584-nucleotide messenger RNA. The record is from the annotation of a GenBank genome assembly. NCBI's taxonomy places the organism in Eukaryota, Bacillariophyta, Bacillariophyceae, Bacillariales, Bacillariaceae.
CAUAUUCAAAAUCAACUUUGAAUCUAGAACUGAUGUAAAACUAGUGUGACUUGAAGAGCAUGGCCGAGAGCGGCGACCCACUAAUACUGCUUUGAAUCGAUAUCGCAACGCUCCUCCACAUACUCAUCGGAAUUGCACCGUUACUGAGAGAGAAAGUCCAUUUCUUAAUCCUGUGCAACGUACAAACUUUUGUGAUAUAAGAAAGCCAUAAUAAAAAACCAUGGCUCCUUUGACUUUCGGACCACCGAGCAUGAGGAAGUCACAGAAUGGCAUGAACGACGACGAAAAAGCUAUCGAGCUCCUCGCCGAUAACUUGAACGGCGAUAACCGGAACCGGACCCUCGCGAAGAUCUUGAACGGCGAUAACAACAGCUGGAGUAGCAACAAUAGUAGGUACAAAAGGGGGCGGAUGAGCAAUGAUGAGGAAAGGAAUCGGGACUACCAGCCGGCUUACCAAGGGGUCGGCUGCUGCGGCCAUCUGCUGAUCCUAUCGCUUCCAAUUCUUGCCAUGGCGUUUACGCUCGCAUUCUUGCUUGUUCUCUUGGUCUUUGAUCGGUCGCAGAUACAAAAUAUGGACUUGUAUGGAGAUGAGACUGUUUACGAAGUUGCCGAUAUUUAUUUCGGUUCCAUAAGCCAGGACACCAUCUCCUUUAUAAUGAGUCAAUACAAUCCCUAUUACGACAUUAUCAUCUUGGUCUCGAUUGCCUGCGGGCUGGUUUCGAUAGUCACGGUCGCGCGGAACAUCCAAAUCGAGGUUUACCACCAGCGGACUCAGUCCAACAUUUUGAUAAAAAUGAUGAACUACCUCUCGUCGACUGUGAACAUUGCAUCCUACCUGGGUCUCAUGGUAGCAGUGGCAUUCAAAAGCAACCAGGAAGCUCCCACCUGGGCCUCGAAGGCCCACUACUAUGGGGCUGGAAUUUUUUUUGCGGGGACGGCCGUUUAUGCGGUGUUACAUUCUCUGUUGCUUUGUAGCCAGAGACACUACCCAACCGUUUUGAAGGUAUUAUUUUUCGGGCUUGCGGUCACGAUUGUCACGUGUUCUCUCCUCUUUGUGAUCCCUCUUUGGAACGAUGGAUUGUCCGAGGACGGUAUCAACCCGGUAUACGAGUGGAUCGCCGUCUUUACAACAGCCAUUUACGUUGGCUUUUACGCUCUCCUCUUUCAUCUCGAUUCGGUUGACGACGAGCUAUGGCAGUUUUUUUCUGGCGUCCGCAGUCGUCCUCGCCGCUACCGGCAGCGACGGCAGGGAUAGACCGGCUUCACUAUGCGGCCUCACUAUGCUUGCAAAACACAAAUCAGAGACUGUAAACCAUUGACCUUGAUCCUAUCUAAGCACUCGGCAAUCAUAGACCAUCAUUUUAGACCGUACUGUUGAUCGAAGCCAUACUUUAAAUUCAUAUCCCCCACUGUUCGCAGGAGAAUGGAGACAUCAUUACUACCCUCCACGGGACAGUCUGUUCAUGACUUGUUGCUUACGAUGUCUGAUGUCUGAGAUCUAAUGACCGAUGUCCAGUAGUUGUUGGUAUCUACUUCUGGCUCAAAUCAUUAUUAUUUAUAACAUCACCUAAGAAUAGUUUUAUCUUGCUCAACAUCAACCAUCCCCUGAAAGUACAUGUAAGUACUAUUAGUAGUAAUACUACUACUACUAGUAGUAGUAGUAGUACGAAGUAAUAGAAAUAUUACCAAAAAUAGAAAAUAGUCCACUGCGAGGAAAUCUUUCGAGACGAAACGAGACAACACUCGUGAGUCAAUUGUUUCUUUUAGUCAUGUUUCGUCUUCUGAGUUUCGAUGGAGUUGUGAGUUUUGAAUUUUUUGAUCAUUUUUUCUUUUGUUUUCUUCAUUCCUAACUACCGGUACGUGUGUUACCGAUACGUGCAUAGAUUAUCUCGACGUCGGCGAAUAGCAACUACGGUAAUUCGGACGACGGUCGACGACGGUACCUAACGUCUUUACCACAGCAUUCGUGAGACUGGGUAGAAAGGAUAUAUCACAAGACUUAUUCUUUUUGACAUCCGCUUUGGAGGUGCGAAGACAGAUGCUUCCUCAGCAGUGGGUUCGGUUUCCACUGGCAUCGACAACGCAAUUCUUGUUGUUGUCAUCGCGUCGUGCAAGAUCCUCGUCUUCCACACAAAACAAAUAUGGUUGGAGAAGCCAACACUUAGGUUUUCACCAUCUCAACUACAGUGGUCUAAGCACGAUAAGUUUUUGCAGUAAAAAUAUUCGCAAGAAUAUUCAACAUGAACAUGAACACUAUCACAAACGAGGCGUACGGCUCCGUUCUUUUGCUUUCUUUUCGAGCCUUCGUUAUAGCAGCAUCUUCCUCCAUAGAAAAUAUCGCGUCCGUAACCACAACCAGAGAUUUGGGGUGCAAUCACGGUUUAAUUCUUUUUCGUCUACCCCCAAGCGAUCGCCAUACGCCGUCUUGGAACUGAACCAAUCCAACAAGAACAAUGGGAUCGUCACCAAGGGCGACAUCCGAGCCGCCUUUCGCCGAUUGGCCAAGGCCUAUCACCCCGACCUCAACCGCCAUUCCGAAACAGCAAGGGUAGAAGUUCUCACUAAGGAGGAAUGCGAAGCCAAGAUGGCCGAGCUAGUCGAGGCCUAUCACAUUCUCCUGGACGACGACGAUGAUUUUGCGGCGCGCUUUCAGGUCGGCCAUUCAAACAAGGUCGCCUUGGCUUGCGAGCUGUAUUCACUCGACGAACUUGAGUUGGAUCGUUUCCACGACGUGUACGCAUUGGAAAUGGAUUUUGGGUCGGGCGAGGGUGAAGACAAAAGUCGAGACAAUCAAGACGAGGAGCAAGACCAAAACGGGGCGGACGAAAAGGGCGAAAACCACAAUUUUUCUGCCGACAAGGAAGGUAGUAGUAGCAGUAGCAUCACCACCAAGUCGUUGGUCCAGACUAGUAGCUGCAAAAAAAGGAUCCUUGUGCACGCGCAUCCCGAGGACAGCGUGUCAGAUCUGAAACGCCAGCUGGAAGAAGACCACGGAGUCGAAUGGGGGCUGCGGCAGCCACGGCAUCCCAAUAGCAGGAGCGCUGACGAUUCGCUGGAGCGCCGAAAGGACCGUGACGGCCUUUCUAUCGGGUGGGAGCUCCUGGUACUGCGCGAGAGCAGCGAUGACGACAGCAUCCUUGACAACAUUGGUACGAGCUGCCAAGACGAAGAACGAGGUAGCAGCAGCAUUCAUGCCAGAAACAAUGGCGGUGGAAGUGCCACCGAAUCAACUGGAGUCCAAAACCAGGUACUCAGCUAUCACUUGUUCCUCGAUGAUUAUAGGAUACAACACGGGGAGACCAUCUUCGUGGUCGUCCGGAAGCACGAUGCAUAAGCCAAAAGCUAACUAGUACAACCUUUUGAUGCACAUGUUUUCUGUUAUGCGCAAAAUAAUAGCGACCAAAAGAGUUCGUGCGUCACAUGUAGAAUAAUGACUUGGAAAGGAAACUCAUAGUUUGACCGAUUUAUUUGCAUAACAUCUAGCUCAUUGUAUUCGAAUCAUAUGAUUGUGACUCCUUUUUGAAGGAGGGACAUCUCUUCUACACAGCUGUGUUAUCCGUUCUCAAUGAAUUAUUAUAACGGAG